Molecule: messenger RNA, 276 nt
Organism: Effrenium voratum
Lineage: Eukaryota; Dinophyceae; Suessiales; Symbiodiniaceae
Source: the annotation of a GenBank genome assembly
AUGCUGACGUGGGCUGCCUGGGGGCUGCUACUCCUCGGCGUUUGUGCCGUGCCGGCAGAUCCCCCAGGGAGCAUCGCCAUCUCGGUGCCUGGGGAGGAGGGCUUCGUCCUCGCCUGGGUGCCUGGGGCGGCCAAUGACUGCAGCUUCCAGGAGUGGCUGGUGCAGCUGCGCAGCCGGAACCUCAACGGCACGCUGGUGGGCUCCUGGCGGACGGCGUCCUGCGAGGAGGUCCCGCCUCGAAACAGCCCAGAGUGCAAUGCCCGGAUCCUGAGCUGA